Messenger RNA from Heterotrigona itama, 528 nucleotides. The record is from the annotation of a GenBank genome assembly. NCBI's taxonomy places the organism in Eukaryota, Metazoa, Arthropoda, Insecta, Hymenoptera, Apidae.
AUGAAAAUCCAAGGAGAUAGAUAUCCAGCAAAUCACGUCCACGUAAAGAAUAAUGCAUCUCUUAAUCUAGUUGAUAAUCUUGUUCAUAAAUUGGGCAAUUAAUAAUUGAUAUUCCUAUAUAAGAACGACAUGAGGCUAACAAUAGGAUCAAUAGGUCAAUAUCAACAAAAGUAUCAUUUUUAUAAUUAAGCGCUAUAUCCGACAUACGACACGAGACAACAAUUUCUAUUAUUCUUAACAGAGAAAUUAAUUUUUCUUCGUGUAAAAAUGACUCGCUUUGCUCACUCGAGACAUUGAACUUUACGGCAAGAAUUCACGAAAUAUUACAAUAUUGUGAAUGAUUUAACUUGAAAGAAUACAGCCCGUUUCAUCACACGAGCUAGAAACGACAAACACGUAUACGACGAUAACACGAAGAAACGAGAACGGUUAAGGUGGAAAAGGAUUCGCCAAAAUCGCAUUGUAAGCUCUUUGAAGAUAUCCCUCGUUCUAACUCAAGAUAGCGAAGCGUGGAAGAUCAUCGGAUAA